GGGGGCGCGACAGCUGAUUAAAGGGAAAGGAGAAACGGUCGAGAUACUUUUCUUCGACUUGCGUUCGCAGGUUACGGCAAGUUUCGUCGGGAGAAUUAGAGGGCAAACGCUCCGUGAGAGCAUAUAAUUUCAAGAUGAAAAGUUUUUCACUUCAGGGCAUGAAGAGGCAUCCCUCCUUGAUCCCCCUUGUGGUUAUUGUCGGUUUUGGAGGACUUGGAGCGGUCUGGUACACUGCCCGGCUGGCUCUCAGAAAUCCCGAUGUGAGCUGGAACAAGAAGACCAACCCUGAGCCAUGGCAGGAAUGGAGCAACAAGCAGUACAAGCUCUGGUCCACAAAGGACUACAGCGAACUCCCAAAGCCCGAACGGCCCGAGAUCUAAGCUGGUUUCUUCGAGAUGUAUAGUUGCAUAGGUGCAUGGCUUGAAACAAUAAAUUUUGGAAGCCAAAUAAAGCUGUAAAGAUGCCAAA
This is a messenger RNA of Ixodes scapularis (black-legged tick), 468 nucleotides long. It is a transcript of the gene ND-MLRQ, whose product is annotated as cytochrome c oxidase subunit NDUFA4. The transcript has 4 exons. Bases 135 to 380 code for a protein of 81 amino acids. The record is from RefSeq and is a predicted model, not a curated record. Lineage: Eukaryota; Metazoa; Arthropoda; Arachnida; Ixodida; Ixodidae.